AUGUCCACCGUCACCGCAUCGACCGCCUUCUCCUCUCGAGUGGGCACGCCCGCGCGUCGAUCGAUGAAACGAUGCGACGCGGUCGUCCCCCCGCGCGCGGCAUCGGAUGCCUCAGACGCGACGACGACGGCGACGUCGACGCCGCCGCCGACGACGACGACGACGCUGCCGAGACGCGCCGCGCUGUCGCUCGCGUGCGCGCUCGCGAUGCCGUCCGCGGUGAACGUGAUGUCGUCGUCGUCGUCGCCGUCGUCGUCGCCCUUCGCCGCGCGCGCCGCGGACGCGGAACCGAUGGGCACGAAAGACUUCGACUUCAAGACGUACAAGCUCACCGUCCCGGGAGUGUACGAGGAAGUCAACGUCCCCCUCGGCGCGAACGGCGUCGUGUCGCCCACGGUGAUGCUGCUAAGGGACUCCCGACCCGGGCAAGCCGGGAACACGAUAUCGCUGUCGAAGCAGAUCAUCCCGGAGGGGGGCAUCUCCUCCGUGAAGGACAUCGGCAACGCGGAGGAGGCGGCGAAACGUUUAGUAUCCGCGGAGAGCGCGCGUUCGAAGGGCGUCGGCGGCAUCGGCGGCGCGGGCGCGGUGUUCCGCGACGCGAGCGAGCGCGUCGGCCCCGGCGGGCUGACGUAUUACGCCGCCGAGUACAGUAAAAACGUGUUGAGCGUCGGGAGGGUGAUCCUCACCACGCUCGUCGUCGCGGACGGGGUGCUGUACACCCUCACGUGCGAGGAAGACGCGGGGAGGUUCGAGAGCGAGAUGGGGGACGCGCUGAGGAAGGCGAGCGCGUCGCUGGUCGUGACGUCGACGACGCCCGCCCCGGCGCCGGCGCCGGAGCCCGUCGUCGAAAAGAAGACGAAGAGCAGGUUCGGGCGGAAGUGACGACGAGCCUAACGCUUCGAUCGUAUUAACGAAGAACGGUAUUAUUGUCUACGCGGAUCCUAAUGUAAUGAUACCUCGUCAGUCAUCCAUC
Messenger RNA from Micromonas pusilla CCMP1545, 973 nucleotides. RefSeq lists its product as uncharacterized. The transcript has a single exon. Bases 1 to 882 code for a protein of 293 amino acids. NCBI's taxonomy places the organism in Eukaryota, Viridiplantae, Chlorophyta, Mamiellophyceae, Mamiellales, Mamiellaceae. The record is from RefSeq and is a predicted model, not a curated record.